CCACGAUUACUAAUUAACUAAAAAUUCUGAUCCUGGAAAUAAAAGCUGGCCAUUCAUUUGCAUUUGAAAGCCAUUAACAUUUUCUUGAUAGGUCAGUAAAUAGUUACCAGAUCUUUGGUUGCUUUGGUGGACUGUGCUCCUCUGCUUUUAUUGCUAAGCCAUCCUUCAGGCAGAGAGGGAGCGGCUGCAGGAGAUAAUGAGAGAUGGCAAGAAAGAAGCUGAAAAAAUUUACUACUUUGGAGAUUGUGCUCAGUGUUCUUCUGCUCGUGUUGUUUAUCAUCAGUAUUGUUCUAAUUGUGCUUUUAGCCAAGGAGUCAUUGAAAUCAACAGCCCCAGAUCCCGGGACAACUGGUACCCCAGAUCCUGGAACAACCACUUCCACGCAGUCUAGGACAACUGGUCCCCCAGAUCCUGGAACAACUGGUUCCACGUAUCCUACGACAACGGGUCCCCUAGAUCCUGGAACAACUAGUACCACUCCUGUUUCUGCUGAAUGUCCCGUGGUAAAUGAAUUGGAACGAAUUAAUUGCAUCCCUGACCAGCCACCAACAAAGGCCACAUGUGACCAACGUGGCUGUUGCUGGAAUCCCCAGGGAGCCGUAAGUGUUCCCUGGUGCUACUAUUCCAAGAAUCAUAGCUACCACAUGGAGGGCGACCUUGUAAACACAAAUGCAGGAUUCACAGCCCGGUUGAAAAAUCUGCCUUCUUCACCCAUCUUCGGAAGCAAUGUUGACAAUGUUCUUCUCACAGCAGAAUAUCAGACAUCUAAUCGUUUCCACUUUAAGUUGACUGACCAAACCAAUAAAAGGUUUGAAGUACCCCACGAACAUGUGCAGUCCUUCAGUGGAAAUGCUGCUGCUUCUUUGACCUACCGAGUUGAAAUCUCCAGAGAGCCAUUUAGCAUCAAAGUGACCAGAAGAAGCAACAAUCGUGUUUUGUUUGACUCAAGCAUUGGGCCCCUCCUGUUUGCCGACCAGUUCUUGCAGCUCUCCACCCGACUGCCUAGUGCUAAUGUGUAUGGCCUGGGAGAGCAUGUGCACCAGCAGUACCGGCAUGAUAUGAAUUGGAAGACCUGGCCCAUAUUUAACAGGGACACAACUCCCAAUGGAAACGGAACUAAUUUGUAUGGUGCGCAGACAUUCUUCCUGUGUCUUGAAGAUGCUAGUGGAUUGUCCUUUGGGGUGUUUCUGAUGAACAGCAAUGCCAUGGAGGUUGUCCUUCAGCCCGCGCCAGCCAUCACUUACCGCACCACUGGGGGCAUUCUCGACUUCUAUGUGUUCUUGGGAAACACUCCAGAGCAAGUUGUUCAAGAAUAUCUAGAGCUUAUUGGGCGGCCAGCCCUUCCCUCCUACUGGGCACUUGGAUUUCACCUCAGUCGUUAUGAAUAUGGAACCUUAGACAACAUGAGAGAAGUCGUGGAGAGAAAUCGCGCAGCACAGCUCCCUUAUGAUGUUCAACAUGCUGAUAUUGAUUAUAUGGAUGAGAGAAGGGACUUCACUUAUGAUCCAGUGAAUUUUAAAGGCUUCCCUGAAUUUGUCAAUGACUUACACAAAAAUGGACAGAAGCUUGUCAUCAUUGUGGAUCCAGCCAUCUCCAACAACUCUUCCUCAAGUAAACCCUAUGGCCCAUAUGACAGGGGUUCAGAUAUGAAGAUAUGGGUGAAUAGUUCAGAUGGAGUGACUCCACUCAUUGGGGAGGUCUGGCCUGGACAAACUGUGUUUCCUGAUUAUACCAAUCCCAACUGUGCUGUUUGGUGGACAAAGGAAUUUGAACUUUUUCAUAAUCAAGUGGAGUUUGAUGGAAUCUGGAUUGAUAUGAAUGAAGUCUCUAACUUUGUUGAUGGUUCGGUCUCAGGAUGUUCCACAAACAACCUAAAUAAUCCCCCAUUCACUCCCAGAGUCCUGGAUGGGUACCUGUUCUGCAAGACUCUCUGUAUGGAUGCAGUGCAGCACUGGGGCAAGCAGUAUGACGUUCACAAUCUGUACGGCUACUCCAUGGCGGUUGCCACAGCAGAAGCUGCCAAGACUGUGUUCCCUAAUAACAGAAGCUUCAUUCUGACCCGUUCUACCUUUGCGGGUUCUGGCAAGUUUGCAGCACAUUGGUUAGGAGACAACACCGCCACCUGGGAUGACCUGCGAUGGUCCAUCCCUGGCGUCCUUGAGUUCAACCUUUUCGGCAUCCCAAUGGUGGGUGCUGACAUAUGUGGCUUUGCCUUGGAUGCCCCUGAGGAGCUCUGUAGGCGGUGGAUGCAGUUGGGCGCAUUUUAUCCAUUUUCUAGAAAUCACAAUGGCCAAGGCUUCAAGGACCAGGAUCCUGCCUCCUUUGGAGCUGACUCCCUGCUGUUGAAUUCCUCCAGGCACUACCUUAACAUCCGCUAUACUCUAUUGCCCUACCUAUACACCCUCUUCUUCCGUGCUCACAGCCGAGGGGACACGGUGGCCAGGCCCCUUUUGCAUGAGUUCUAUGAGGACAACAGCACUUGGAAUGUGCACCAACAGUUCUUAUGGGGGCCUGGCCUCCUCAUCACUCCAGUUCUGGAUGAAGGUGCAGAGAAAGUGAUGGCAUAUGUGCCUGAUGCUGUCUGGUAUGACUACGAGACUGGAAACCAAGUGAGAUGGAGGAAGCAAAAAGUCGAGAUGGAACUUCCUGGAGACAAAAUUGGACUUCACCUUCGAGGAGGCUACAUCUUUCCCACACAGCAGCCAAAUACAACCACUCUGGCCAGUCGAAAGAACCCUCUUGGUCUUAUCAUUGCCCUAGAUGAGAACAAAGAAGCAAAAGGAGAACUUUUCUGGGAUGAUGGGGAAACGAAGGAUACUGUGGCCAAUAAAGUGUAUCUUUUAUGUGAGUUUUCUGUCACUCAAAACCGCUUGGAGGUGAAUAUUUCACAAUCAACCUACAAGGACCCCAAUAAUUUAGCAUUUAAUGAGAUUAAAAUUCUUGGGACAGAAGAACCUAGUAAUGUUACAGUGAAACACAGUGGUGUCCCAACUCAGACUUCUCCUACAGUCACUUAUGAUUCUAACCUGAAGGUUGCCAUUAUCACAGAUAUCAAUCUUCUCCUGGGAGAAGCAUACACAGUGGAGUGGGAUAUAAAGAUAAGGGAUGAUGAAAAAAUAGACUGUUACCCUGAUGAGAAUGGCGCUUCUGCAGAAAACUGUGCUGCCCGUGGCUGUAUCUGGGAGGCAUCCAAUUCUUCUGGGGUCCCUUUUUGCUAUUUUGUCAACGAUCUAUACUCUGUCAGUAAUGUUCAAUAUAAUUCACAUGGGGCCACAGCUGACAUCUCCUUAAAGUCUUCCGUUUAUGCCAAUGCCUUCCCCUCCACACCCGUGAACCCCCUUCGCCUGGAUGUCACUUACCAUAAGAAUGAAAUGCUGCAGUUCAAGAUUUAUGAUCCCAACAACAAUCGGUAUGAAGUUCCAGUUCCUCUGCAUGUACCCACGGUGCCAUCCGGCACCCCUGAGGGUCAACUCUAUGAUGUUCUCAUUAAGAAGAAUCCAUUUGGGAUUGAAAUUCGCCGCAGGAGUACAGGCACUAUAAUUUGGGACUCUCAGCUCCUUGGUUUCACCUUCAAUGACAUGUUUAUUCGCAUCUCCACCCGCCUUCCCUCCAAGUACCUCUAUGGCUUUGGGGAAACUGAGCACACAUCCUAUAGGAGAGACUUGGAGUGGCACACUUGGGGGAUGUUCUCCCGAGACCAGCCCCCAGGGUACAAGAAGAAUUCCUAUGGUGUCCACCCCUACUACAUGGGGCUGGAGGAGGACGGCAGUGCCCACGGAGUGUUCCUGCUGAACAGCAAUGCCAUGGACGUGACGUUCCAGCCCCUGCCUGCCUUGACAUACCGUACCACAGGGGGAGUUCUGGACUUUUAUGUGUUCUUGGGGCCAACUCCAGAGCUUGUCACCCAGCAGUACACUGAGUUGAUUGGCCGGCCUGUGAUGGUACCUUACUGGUCUUUGGGUUUCCAGCUGUGUCGCUAUGGAUACCAGAACGACUCUGAGAUCGCCAGCUUGUAUGAUGACAUGGUGGCCGCCCAGAUCCCUUAUGACGUGCAGUACUCAGACAUCGACUACAUGGAGCGGCAGCUGGACUUCACCCUCAGCCCCAAGUUUGCUGGGUUUCCAGCUCUGAUCAACCGCAUGAAGGCUGAUGGGAUGCGGGUCAUCCUCAUUCUGGAUCCAGCCAUUUCCGGCAAUGAGACACAGCCCUAUCCUGCCUUCACUCGGGGCUUGGAGGAUGACAUCUUCAUCAAAUACCCAAAUGAUGGAGACAUUGUCUGGGGAAAGGUCUGGCCCGAUUUUCCUGGUAUUGUUGUGAAUGAAUCUCUAGACUGGGACAGCCAAGUGGAGCUAUAUCGAGCUUAUGUGGCCUUCCCAGACUUUUUCCGUAAUUCAACUGCCAAGUGGUGGAAGAGAGAAAUAGAAGAACUAUACAACAAUCCACAGAAUCCAGAGAGGAGCUUGAAGUUUGAUGGCCUGUGGAUUGAUAUGAAUGAACCAUCAAGCUUCGUGAAUGGGGCAGUUUCUCCAGGCUGCAGGGAUGCCUCUCUGAACCGCCCUCCCUACAUGCCACAUUUGGAGUCCAGGGACAGGGGCCUGAGCAGCAAGACCCUGUGCAUGGAGAGUCAGCAGAUCCUCCCAGACGGCUCCCCGGUGCAGCACUACAACGUGCACAGCCUGUACGGGUGGUCCCAGACCAGACCCACAUACGAAGCCAUGCAGGAGGUGACGGGACAGCGAGGGGUCGUCAUCAGCCGCUCCACAUUUCCGUCUUCUGGCCGCUGGGCAGGACAUUGGCUGGGAGACAACACGGCCGCGUGGGAUCAGCUGAAGAAAUCUAUCAUUGGCAUGAUGGAGUUCAGCCUCUUCGGCAUAUCCUAUACAGGAGCAGAUAUCUGUGGGUUCUUUCAAGAUGCUGAAUAUGAGAUGUGUGUUCGCUGGAUGCAGCUGGGGGCCUUUUACCCCUUCUCAAGAAACCAUAACACCAUUGGGACCAGGAGACAAGACCCUGUGUCCUGGGAUGCUGCUUUUGUGAACAUUUCCAGAAAUGUCCUGCAGACCAGAUACACCCUGUUGCCAUAUCUGUAUACCUUGAUGCAUAAGGCCCACACGGAGGGCAUCACUGUUGUGCGGCCUCUGCUUCAUGAGUUUGUGUCAGACCAGGUGACGUGGGACAUAGACAGUCAGUUCCUGCUGGGCCCAGCCUUCCUGGUCAGCCCUGUCCUGGAGCGCAAUGCCAGAAAUGUCACUGCAUAUUUCCCUAGAGCCCGCUGGUACGAUUACUACACGGGUGUGGAUGUGAAUGCAAGAGGAGAGUGGAAGACCUUGCCAGCCCCUCUUGACCACAUUAAUCUUCAUGUCCGUGGGGGCUACAUCCUGCCCUGGCAAAAGCCUGCACUGAACACCCACUUAAGCCGCCAGAAGUUCAUGGGCUUCAAAAUUGCCUUGGAUGAUGAGGGAACUGCUGAGGGCUGGCUCUUCUGGGAUGAUGGGCAAAGCAUUGAUACCUAUGGGAAAGGACUCUAUUACUUGGCCAACUUUUCUGCCAGCCAGAAUACGAUGCAAAGCCAUAUAAUUUUCAACAAUUACAUCACUGAUACAAAUCCUUUGAAACUGGGCUACAUUGAAAUCUGGGGAGUGGGCAGUGUCCCCAUUACCAGUGUCAGCAUAUCUGUGAGCGGCAUGGCCAUAACACCCUCCUUCAACAAUGACCCCACGACACAGGUAUUAAGCAUCGAUGUGACUGACAGAAACAUCAGUGUACAUAAUUUUACUUCAUUGACAUGGAGAAGCACUCCGUGAAUUUUUAGAGCAAGAUUCUAACUAUGAACGACUUUGAAACUACUACUACUUCAUGCUCAUAAAAAUUAUUGUGUGUUGCUAAUUGGUUCAUACCCACUGUUGGUGAAAUAUUUUUGUUAAUUUUGUUGUAUGUUUUGUGUGUGAACUCCAAAGGUUAAAUCUUAGCCCUGUGGGAUGGGCAGUUAGGGAGGUGUGGAAAAUCUAUGCAUUACCUGAAUGUCUCUAUGUGGUUAGUAUGGUAGUGAUUGUUCAUCAUAUGACAUUGACUGAAGAUGAACUGGGCCCAUGAUGAAGUGUGUGUAUGUCCAUGUGUGUAAUCAUGGAAUGGACCCCAUUCUCUUGUUAAACACACAAGAAAAAGCUUUCGGUGGCAGUUCCAGGUCUUGAAGCUAAUCAGCAUCUCAAGAAAGUCUCCAGAAAGAACAUCUGCUAGUUGAUUACAGGCAGCAGGGGGAAUAAUACACCUAAUUGGUUAUAGGUGGGGGGAGCAUGAUAAGCAAAGAAAAGGCAAACACAAGGAAAGAUCAGAGGAAACAGAAGAUGAUAGUAAAAGUGAUCAUAGUAAGAGCAUAAUGUGAAAUUAUCAACAGCCUCAUGGGGAGGAAAAAGGAAGAGUCAACUCACCUGAGAGAAGAGGGUCUUGAGAAAUCUUUAGCAUAAAGGGCUAGUGGUGAGAUUGAGAUCUGAGCAGGCAAAGCUGAAAAGAGAGUUUGGAUGUUAAAAAUAAUUUAUUUUUGCAGUGGUGUGCUUUGAAGUGUGUAAAUCUUAUUUCUAAUGUAUAUAACCACAUUUCACAUAAAAAUACGCAAUUUAUAUGGCGGAUAAAAAUAAAACAAGUGAAUUUGCA
Messenger RNA from Cercocebus atys (sooty mangabey), 6648 nucleotides. It is a transcript of the gene MGAM, whose product is annotated as maltase-glucoamylase. The record is from RefSeq and is a predicted model, not a curated record. Gene Ontology annotation, biological process: carbohydrate metabolic process. Gene Ontology annotation, molecular function: carbohydrate binding; alpha-1,4-glucosidase activity. Bases 204 to 5801 code for a protein of 1865 amino acids. NCBI's taxonomy places the organism in Eukaryota, Metazoa, Chordata, Mammalia, Primates, Cercopithecidae. The transcript has 48 exons.